AUGAUCCACAGAUUUUUCGGUGAACUUCUUCUUGCCUUUCUAGCGAAGGAGAUUUGUAGCACCUCCAUGUUGGUCGACGCAAAGACCCGGCUGAAUGCAUCAACCAAUGGGGAAAGAGUUUACAAUGUCUCGCCCACUGAAACGGAAGAGGACAUGGAAGAAGAGAGUGAAGAGCUCCCAUUGACCAGCAAAGUGGUCUACGGAGUAGUUAUCCCUGCGAUGGCUGUGGUCUGUAUCAUUGGAAACAUUCUUACGAUAUUGUCCUUUGUCCAAGAUCGAAAACUACAGACAGUCCACAACACAUAUCUGAUGAGCUUGGCCGUAUCGGAUCUCUUGAUUGGCUGUAUAAGCAUGCCGUUUUACGCCGUCUACACUCUAAUGGACGACACUUGGCCGUUUGGAGUUGAAUUUUGCAAGAUUUUCAUGUGUAUAGAUUUUCUGGCUUGUCUGGAUUCCGUGUUCACCAUAAUGUUGGUGAGCUAUGAUCGUUGUAUGCUGCUCUUACAAGGAGCAUCCUAUUCAAUCAAACAGACAUCAAGAGCUGCGAAAAUCCGGAUUAUGAUUUCCUGGUUCAUCGCCUUCCUCAUGUACGUACCGGCCAUUGUGUUUUGGGAUGUGGUCCGAGGAUACAGUGUCGUGGAAGAAGAGGAUUGUGACGUGGAAUUCUACGACGACUUUAUAUUUAUCAUGGCCACUUCGGUCGUUGAGUUUCUCAUACCGCUUGCCACUAUCACGUCUCUGAACAUUUUCCUUUAUACUCUCAUACUGAAGCGUGCUCGGGAAGCCCCUGGGAACAAAAUGGCGGACAAACUAGGUAAACUUGAUGGGGACAAAGACAAACGUAACAUGAUAAAACGGGAGAGGAAGGCGGCUCGUUCUUUGGCUAUCCUGGUCAGUGUGUUUACUGUGUGCUGGAUGCCAUACACCGUCUGCACAGUUAUCGUAGCUUUCUGUGACGGCUGUGUCCCGGCUGACCUCUACGAGGCCUUCAACUGGCUGCUAUGGGGUAACUCUACCCUGAACCCAUUUCUGUACGCCUUCACCAGCAAUCAGUUCCAAAUAAACUUUAUCCGUCUACUUGGUUUGAAGAAACUUUGCUUUUCCAGCAAGAGGGUUGCCCCCAAAGAAAUGAAAUCGGACUCUCUACCGGACUGA
Molecule: messenger RNA, 1155 nt
Organism: Liolophura sinensis
Lineage: Eukaryota; Metazoa; Mollusca; Polyplacophora; Chitonida; Chitonidae
Product: histamine H3 receptor-like
Exons: 1
Coding region: 1-1155 (384 amino acids)
Biological process (GO): adenylate cyclase-inhibiting G protein-coupled acetylcholine receptor signaling pathway; G protein-coupled receptor signaling pathway, coupled to cyclic nucleotide second messenger; chemical synaptic transmission
Cellular component (GO): synapse; dendrite; plasma membrane
Molecular function (GO): G protein-coupled serotonin receptor activity; G protein-coupled acetylcholine receptor activity
Source: RefSeq, a predicted model, not a curated record